GGUAGACAAGAAACAGUAUUGUGGAAUUGUGGGAUUCUCUGAUCCCAGCAGUGUCUAGCAUCGUGGCUCGGUGUGGGAGAGAGAGUCAUGUUGGAGAGGGCAGAUCGUCCAGCUCCAAUCUUUCUUCCCUCACAGCUUGGAAAUACAAUGGAGCAUGCAACUCGACGAUCCAGUUCCCAUGCCAGGAGUAAUCACAAGGUAAAGAAAGGUAGGCGUGUAUGAUAUCAGAAGAAUAGAUAGGGAAAAAGUACUUAUUGCCCCUUUUCCUUCCCUUCCCUCCCCUUUCGUUCUUCCUUUCUUCCUCUUGCUUCCUCCUCCUCUUCCCCACGUUUGCAACACUCUCCAUCGGCGUGCUCGUUCUCUCUUAAUUAUCGAAUACUGCUUCCGGAAUCCAUUCCCGUGUAGACCCGAGGUCCAGUAUUUAUAACAACAGCUCGUACUUUGAUACUCCCUUCGACAACUCUCUUCCAUUUAUUUGCACAAUCAAACAAUUCAAAAAGACUACUAUUACUCAAUAAUCUCAAAAUGUCUCACGGCGGCGACCAAGGCUCAACAGAGCAUAUCAACACAGAUAUUAUCACUCUUACUAGAUUCCUCACCGAAGAACAAACAAAAGUUAAGGAAGCAACUGGAGAUUUCACACUUCUUUGCCAUGCCCUCCAAUUUUCCUUCAAAUCGAUAGCAUACUAUAUCCGUCGCGCAUCCCUCAUCAACUUGACCGGUCUCGCAGGAUCCAGCAAUAUCACUGGAGAUGACCAAAAGAAACUCGACGUAAUUGGCAAUGACCUCUUUAUCGCCGCCAUGAAAUCCUCCGGAAAAUGCGCCGUUUUAGUUUCCGAAGAGGAAGAAGAAGCCAUCUUCUUCCCCGAAGCUAAAGGUGCCCGCUACGCCGUCGCAUGCGACCCCAUCGACGGAUCCUCCAAUCUCGACGCUGGUGUAUCGGUCGGCACAAUCUUCGGCAUCCACAAACUCGCAGAAGGCUCGACAGGAACCAAGGAAGAUCUCCUCAAGCCCGGAACCGAACUCAUCGCCGCAGGUUUCACCAUGUACGGUGCCUCGGCCCAAUUAGUUAUUACAAUGAAGGGAGGUGGUGUCAAUGGUUUCACAAUGGACAAUGCGUUGGGAGAAUUCAUCCUCACCCAUCCCGAUAUGAAAUUGCCCAAGAAGAGAUCCAUCUACUCGGUUAAUGAGGGAAAUUCUCUUUACUGGGAAGAUACCACCAAAAACUACUUUAACUCAUUAAAGUACCCUGAGGGCGAGGGCGGAAAACCUUAUAGCGCAAGAUAUAUCGGAAGUAUGGUGGCAGAUGCUUAUAGAACAUUGCUAUAUGGAGGUGUUUUCGCCUACCCCGCGGACAAAAAGAGCCCCAAGGGUAAACUGAGAAUUUUGUAUGAAUGUGCACCUAUGGCUAUGGUUUUCGAAAAUGCCGGCGGCCAAGCCUUGAACAGCACGAUGGACAGAAUGAUGGAAGUAGUACCCGAGAGUAUCCACGACCGAUCCGGUAUCUUCAUGGGUAGCUGGGAUGAAAUGGAGAAGGUCAAGUCAUUUCAUAAGUGAGAAAAGAGUUUGAUAUCAACAUGAUUGGCUUCGGGGAUUGGGGUUUAGGAUAUGGUUCUAGGUAGCGAAUAUCACCUUUGUUUAUUGCCCUGAAUAAUAGAUAAAUAACUACACUUUACUGCGCACA
Botrytis cinerea B05.10 is the source of this 1684-nucleotide messenger RNA. RefSeq names its product Bcfbp1 (gene Bcfbp1). The transcript is spliced from 3 exons. The coding region runs from base 526 to 1557 and encodes 343 amino acids. Gene Ontology annotation, cellular component: cytosol; cytoplasm. Gene Ontology annotation, biological process: fructose metabolic process; gluconeogenesis; sucrose biosynthetic process. Lineage: Eukaryota; Fungi; Ascomycota; Leotiomycetes; Helotiales; Sclerotiniaceae. Gene Ontology annotation, molecular function: fructose 1,6-bisphosphate 1-phosphatase activity. The record is from RefSeq and is a predicted model, not a curated record.